AUGGGGGAUUCAAGUGAAAAUCAGUGUCACACAUGCAUGAUGAAAUUGUCACCUGAAAUCACGCCCUCUCCCUUGCAUCUCCUGCUUCCGAUCCAACUCUCCAGCUUCCAACAAGCUUUCAAUUCACAUAUCCACUACUUGCGGGAGUGUAUACGUUUUGAUUCCCAAUUCAUAGAUAAAUUCGAUCCGCCAAUAUCAACGACUGUGGCUUCAUCCAUCGAAUCCAACACUGGCAUAGGUGGUCAUGCAGGGCGAAAAUCCAAAAGAUCGGAUCGUGUUUCUACAUGCGACGGGCAAGGCGAUAGCGUAAGGAAGGCAUGGUCUAAGAAAGUAGCUUCUCCAGAGGUCGAUAGGAAUAAGGUCCGUCCAACACAAUUUCUUGCUCUCCCUCUCGUAAGUCCUACUCAAUUCAACUCAGUGAAGAACAACCACCCCACUCUAUGCGCCAAAAUUGGCACUUUCCAAAAUGUGUUGCUAGCACAAGGGCGUCCCAAUCCUCAAUCAAGACCCAUUGGCGGGCUCGACAAAUACAUCGUGAUCAACCCAAGAAGGCUAAAUCUUACUCUCGGCAUGAUGGCGCUCGAGGACGACAAUUCAGAUCCAAGCCCAUCCACACCAACCAAGAAAACACCACAAAAUGCACUUGCACUCUUAGCUUCCCUCCGCCCAUAUAUCUCAGACAUCCUCAAUGGCGACGAGGGGGAGAAAUUAACAUUAAACGAGAUGGGGUGGUUCCCUGAAGGCCGGGGAACGGCAAGGCUAAGAAGCCCUAAAAGUUUAAACAAGAAGGAUGUAUCAUCGAAACACGACCACCCAAAGUUCGUCUUUUUUUCCCUGGUUUUCCACAAGACUAGUACUCAAGACGGUGGCGUUUUCCAGCUACAUUACACGAUCCUCAACACGAGCUAUCGAGAACCCCAGAACUUUAGACUAGGAUUGGACAUUGAGGAUGUUUUGGUGAGCGACGCUAUGCGGAAAUUGUUAGCAGGCAAUGCGUCAGAAAUGCUAGUGAAUGCGGGAAACGUGAAAGUGGACUCUUUGGGGACGUACAAUGUGCGUGAGGUUCAGUUGUGGGUUAUGGGAAGCCAUGGACCUGAUAAUGAGUAUUACUCUGGCAGCCUUUGA
This is a messenger RNA of Laccaria bicolor S238N-H82, 1125 nucleotides long. RefSeq lists its product as uncharacterized. Gene Ontology annotation, cellular component: nucleus. The record is from RefSeq and is a predicted model, not a curated record. The transcript is spliced from 5 exons. NCBI's taxonomy places the organism in Eukaryota, Fungi, Basidiomycota, Agaricomycetes, Agaricales, Hydnangiaceae. Gene Ontology annotation, biological process: regulation of DNA-templated transcription; DNA alkylation repair. The coding region runs from base 1 to 1125 and encodes 374 amino acids.